AUGAUUGGGAUUCAUGGCGAGUACGUGCAAGUCAUACCUCGUUUUCAUGACCUGCCGUACUAUUCAGACAAACUCGACCAACUUCCCGAUGAUCCGGUCCUUGGGAUUCUUCAAUUUACUUUCAAUCCCGACGUCGACGUCUCCGAUGCAUCACAGCGCGCAUCAAUACUCUGGCAGAAGUCUUUACGCUUUGUUUCGACUAUCCCUGGUUUUCAAAGACUCCAUUGGUCGUCAGUGAACGAUGUCUCGCCGUGUCAGCAGAUUAUCGUACUGAUCCAGUGGGAAAACGUGCUUGGCUGGAGACUAUUCCAAUCUUCUCUUGGCUUCAGCAUGAUGCUGGGAUAUAUCUCCCAAGCCUCCAACCCUCUAUCUGCUUCUCAGCUGGACGAGAAAGCUGGCUUCAAAGCCAAAUGGGGAAACGCAUUUCCCAAACCUGUCAAUGGGAUUAUUCCAAGCUCCGAAUUAGCUCACGCCUGUGGGCAAUGGCUACAAAGAGACCAAGAAUCGGAGGACCAGUUUUUUAUUGGCCUGCUCUUUUGGAACUCGACUCCACAAUUUGAGGGUCAUCUGCAGCUUCGAGGGGGAGGUAGUCAAAAUCUCACAAAACAUAUAGCAGAGCUCAUCGAAGAUGCGAUGCAUAUGGUCUCGGCUUGCACAGGCCAGCUCAAUCACGUAUCCGGUGAUCCUCUACCAGACUCCACGCAGUGUCAAAUCAAGCAUCAGGCUUUCCACAUAGAUGUAAAGCCAAUAUACAGCGCCAAAGAAGAUCAAAAUGAGUCUGGUAAAGAUAAGUAUCAUGUGGAAAGUAUGUCUCAGGCGCGAAGAAAGCCCCGGGAACGUAUAGCUGCUGGGCCCGCCGGUGCGUGGUACAUAAUGGCACACAUCUCUCAGCAUCAUCUACCCCGUCAAAUGAACAGCUCAGAGGUGGAUGUCGUUCAAAUGAUUUCUUUCCGUACUCAGCGUGGAAACACACAGGUACAGAGUCAACUUGAAGCACUUCGUGUGAAAUUAUGGAAACUCGGGGAUUGCCCCCCACUCGCUUGGGGUAAAGAAAAAGAAAAUGAAGGGGACUGCGACAAAUUCCUACUUUUCCUUGGUAUGACUUUGAUCCAGCAAGUCAUUCAAGGCGGCCAAACUUCUCCAUGGUCCGCUUUCAUUACCAAUUGCGGUGCAUGGGCUCCGGAUCAACAUUGCGCGCACAGAGACAAGGAACCCGGAACGAAGGAGUUCGUCUCAGUGUUUCGUUGCGAGAUGGAAGGGGCAAGAGAAGAGUGGUACAGUGAUUUCGCUAAACGAUCUCGAACUCAGUAUGAUCUCCUGGGUCAUAUCACUUACUGGCUGCGGACGUUGUCGACGAGUAUUGAGAACUACUAUGUCGUCUUCGAAAAGCCAGAUCCUUGGAUGAUCACCGAUAUGGCGGAAAAGAAGGAGCGUGAGGAGCCAAUCAUUCCACCGUCGAUUUUCGAUGUCCCCUGGGCUACUCAAAAAAUCCCUUCGCCAGAUUUUCAACCUUUUUAG
Penicillium egyptiacum is the source of this 1518-nucleotide messenger RNA. The record is from the annotation of a GenBank genome assembly. NCBI's taxonomy places the organism in Eukaryota, Fungi, Ascomycota, Eurotiomycetes, Eurotiales, Aspergillaceae.